Molecule: messenger RNA, 1051 nt
Organism: Adelges cooleyi (spruce gall adelgid)
Lineage: Eukaryota; Metazoa; Arthropoda; Insecta; Hemiptera; Adelgidae
Exons: 13
Coding region: 218-1006 (262 amino acids)
Source: RefSeq, a predicted model, not a curated record
AUACAAUAGUUCAUAAUCAAGACCCAAGAAAGUCACUUGAAAACAGUAAAUAAACUUAACGAACUGAUCUUUUUUUUAUAAAUUGUACGAAUUCAAUAAUUUAGUAUAAUUUUUAAAAAUUAGAUUAGCCAAAAAUAAAAGAAUACUUAGGUAUUUAUAAUUGAUUUAAAAAAAAAAUUGUAAUAACACAGCAUUAGUAUAAUCUACUGAGGUAAUAAUGAAACUUUUUGGUUUUUUAAUAUCAUUUUUCAUUGUGAAUGUUUCGACAAAACUAGCCUUUUAUAAGAAGAUGGUUUUAGUUACAAACGAACACAUAAAACUUGCUUCUGAUAAGAACAAUUUUACCAUAGGACAGCAAAGGGUUGCAAAUGGUUUGGAACAUGUAAUUUUACAACUUGUCGAUACCAUAGAUCCGAAAAAUACGCAUCGUGAUUCAGUUAUUUUCAUUUUGAACAACAUGUUCGCUGUGCUGGUAUGGGACUUCAAAGAAGAUCUAGGCGUACUUGCAGAACACCAACAAAGUAUUCAAUACAAAAUAGAAAAUUACUUAAAGAUUGAUAUUCCUAAAGUUACAAACCAAGAUUUUUACACAUUAGAUUUGGAGCAACUUGGAGAAGAGAGAAGAAGUUAUACGAGAAUAGCUUUAAACAAUAUUUUGAACCGGUUAAUAGAUUCUGAAAAAAUUGCUAGUAAUUUGACUAGUCGUAUUGAAGAGAGAACAGUUAACCCUACAAAAGUAAAACAAAAACAAAUCGCCCAGAUAGUUGAUUCUAAACGGAAAGUACCUUUAUUACUAAUAUGUCGUUUAUUGGCAGUGUUCAUCAGUACCAAAUUCCCAAAAUUACCUAUAACAGUAGUUCACGACCAACCGGGUAUUCAAGCUUGUUACCUAUAUGAUAAAUUUAAAACUUGCCAAGCAUACAGGGAUAUUAAUCGUGUAUGGUGGAUAGUCAAUUGUGAGAACUUUAACGUCACAAUUCGACCACUUAACUUAGAGCUGUUAUGAUAAUUUAAAUCAUAAAUAAAUGGUAUAACUCUUUUAAAAUUAUUU